GCCUUUCUACGCUCAUUUUUUGCACAGAACCAGCAUACGGAAAGCAAUGAUCCUCACUUGUCCUCCGUUCCGGUUAGUGGAAACUCCUCGUUAAAAGAGACGUUAAAACAGACGUCAAAACUACCUCUUGUGUUUGACUCGAAUGUUGUAACUGAAUCUGUGCAUCCCCUGCCAGAGUCCCCUCGAUUAAACGCAAUUCCGAUAAACGGCCUUCUCCACACCGCAAAUGUUUCGUCAAAUAAUGGUGAGUCAGACGAGAAGUUUGAGGUUCUGCCUGAGCCUGUGGUACUUGCUCACAAUCCAAGUUUAAAAAAGAAGCUCAGUGGAAAUUUAGUUCGACGUCGACUGCACCAGCGAUCUGCGUCUGAUUUUCAAGAACAGCAAGUAGAUGAUGCCUCAGUCGACACAGACAGCUGUCUUAAACCCGUUCCCCUGGAUCCAGUAGUUCACCCAUCACGGGAACUGCAACAAGAAGAGCAGCCUGAAGAGAAGCAGUUGGCGUUACAAACUAGCCAACGUUCUUUGAAAAAGGUCACUGAUAUCUCUCCACUUCAUGAGCGUGUGGCUCCGAACCUCGCAUCAAAAAAUCUACUUGUAAAGGUUGUCAAAGCUGACUUCAUUGACCUAAGAAACUCUUCCGAUGCCUACUGUGUUGUUGAGCUGGAUGAACCAUAUCAACGCCACGCGACGCAUGUUGUGCCGUCUUCAGAGCAACUUUUUUGGGAUCAACACUUGUUGUUUGGACUCAACAGCAAUUCAAAGCGUGCUGCAUUCGAGGUAUUCGAGCUGUCAAAAAAAAGAAAGUCAAUUUCGCGUGGCUAUGCUGAAAUCUACCUACCGGAGUUACUCACAAGUUCUGUGGGCGGAUGUUCAACUGAACUUCUGCGCUGCAUCUCGCUGGACUCGAAGCAGCAUUCUUCAACAACCGGAUUGGUGGGUAGUGCUGGGGUCGGUGGUGGUGGGAAGUGGGAGCAUGGUUCAAGUCCUGCCACCAGCUUUACCUCUCUUGCAAUAAGAAAACCGACAGUCACUGCUGAGUUCCACUUUAUGGAGCGAAUAGUGGAUGACCCCUUCUCGGUGUGCAAGGGACGCUCGGUCAUAAGUUCGCCUGUGCCACUUCCAAAGCUGAGCUCCACGGCAUUGACGUCCCCGACUUCCUCCUCCGACUCCUCUCUCAGUCAAGCAGCCGCCCGGGGUGGUGGUGGCGGCGACCAGUCCUCUCAAGGCUCAAAGGGUACAUUCGAAAAUUCAAUUGAUGUCCCCUGCGUUGCUCCUUUGUGCCACCAGCAGCCCUCAACUAUUCUCAUUUAUAGAAUUUCUUACUUUUCAGAGAAGAUGGAAGCUGAGAGUGGGAUGCAGCACGAAAGUCGCCUGCAGCGUUCCACGUCCACCCGUGGUUCCCGUCUCUUUGAGCCUGCCUUUGAGAACCUUCGACUGGCGGAUUCGAACGCCGCUUUGACCAGUCGACAGCACCAGCCUAGCCGACUGAGCGGGGCCCUCAGUGGCUUUCGUCGAAAGUCGGCCCCCCGUUCCCUGUCUACAGGAGUCGGCAGUUCACCGUGGAGUAGUGGGUAUGGCCUCCUUGGGCCGAGCUCCGCGCUCGCUGGUGUUGUUGCUGGACUAACCGCAGCUUCGGUGGAGUCCUCGGACGCAAGCGUUGACCCGUCGACAGCAGCAGCAGUCGCAUCGGCAGUCGCGGUCGCCGCCGCCACUGGCCGAUCGACCUCGGCCUCCGCGCCCCCAGAUCGGAGGUCUGCGGGCCCCGGAGGUGCGUCGGACAGUUUGUUUGAGAGUGUGGGAACGUCAACGGCGGUUCUAGGACAACCUGAACACGAAAUCGCCACGGACACUGUCGUACGCUAUGCUGCGCCGGCCGCCAAUGUUGCAGGUGUUGCACGCCUUCUUUACCUUCAAGACCUAGAAGGCUCGGAAUUUGACACUAUUUCUACAGAAGGCUAUCACAGGAUUGUUCACGGCGACCAAAUGGAUAAGCAGUAA
Molecule: messenger RNA, 1998 nt
Organism: Mesocestoides corti
Lineage: Eukaryota; Metazoa; Platyhelminthes; Cestoda; Cyclophyllidea; Mesocestoididae
Source: the annotation of a GenBank genome assembly